AUUUGGCAACACCAAUCGUGCAAUGACACGUUCCUGAGCGUGCAGGCUCCGGAUUGCAGAGUUGAACUUGAGAGUCGUAGAAGUAGCAAGGCGGGGUAUCAUGAUGAGGAACGGGUUAUCGACGGGGAGCAUCACACUUUAGCAGGAUGCCAUCGAAAUCGAAAGCCGACGUUGCGGCGUUUGCACCACAGAAACUCGAUUGUGCAACCGCUCCGCUGCCGAAGGACUGGCCUGAAGACGUGACCUACCUUACAGAUCACACUUACUCAGCUGCUGUCACCGCCGACCAAAGGACUGCCUUGAGCCGGACCGGCUCCGACGACGCUACGUGGUCACAGAUUGCCGCAAGUAACGAGGCACUCAUCCUUCCGAAUCCACUAGUCGAGAUCCGCGUAAUAACGGACGAAACCCAUCCAGCUUGCGGCCAGCGUGGACUAUUCGCGGCGCAGCACCUGGCUCCAGACCGGCUUAUAUGCAUGUAUCUUGGCCACGUCCACAAUAACAGCCUUUCCGACACAGAUCCACAUAGUGACUACGACCUCAGUCUCGACCGGGAGAUCGGUCUGAGCGUGGAUGCCGUUCGGUCGGGAAACGAGAGUCGUUGUGCAAACGACUACCGCGGCAUUGCUGAGAGGCCCAACGCUGAGUUCCGAGACUGCUACAUUCAAGUCGUGUGUGCGAAGCGGAAGGACGGUAUGAAGUGGGAACGAAGGGUAGGCAUCUUUGUGCUGAGCGCGGGUAAGGCUGGAAAGCGGAAGGGUGGAAUCAAGGAUGGUGAGGAGGUCUUGGUGAGUUAUGGGAAGGGGUUUUGGGAGGGUAGGAAGAUGAUGGCCACAUUCCGAAAGGAUGAAGUGAUGCUCAAGACCGCUCAGUUGGCGCUGAAUGCUUGAGUCUCGCAUUCCUUGCACCUUAUCUUACAUUGCAUUUUCUGGCUUUCAUCAAGAGACACAGCGAUUUGCCAACUGCCAGGAUGCUCGUCGCGAACGUCGUUGCCAGGAAAUCGUGGGAAGCUGUUUACACUUACAUUCCGCGGUACCAUCACGAGACACGGUCACCAUACCAGAUCCAGCCACGUCCGAAAGCCCGAUUGCUGCUGGGCGAAGCAAGAUCGAAAGGGACUGAGCGCAGGCCUCGGCUGCACCGACCGGCGUAGACGUUGGAAUCGGGAUCGAAAGUGCCUGUUUAGAGGUGUGUCGGAUCACU
Baudoinia panamericana UAMH 10762 is the source of this 1203-nucleotide messenger RNA. RefSeq lists its product as uncharacterized. NCBI's taxonomy places the organism in Eukaryota, Fungi, Ascomycota, Dothideomycetes, Mycosphaerellales, Teratosphaeriaceae. Bases 147 to 890 code for a protein of 247 amino acids. The transcript has 2 exons. The record is from RefSeq and is a predicted model, not a curated record. Gene Ontology annotation, molecular function: protein binding.